AUGGGGGACCCAAGGGGACAUGAAGGGAUCCAAGGGGACCCCAAAGGGGCACAGAGGGGACCCAGGAGGCCCACGGGACAGGGAGGACCCAGAGGGGGACCCAGAGGGGACCCAGGGGGACAUGAAGGGACCUCAAGGGGACCCAAGGGGACACAGAGGGGACCCAAGGGGACAUGGGGGACCCAAGGAGACAUGAGGGGACCCAAGGGACAGGGAGAGGACGCAGAGGGGACCCAGGGGGACAUGGAGGGACCCAAGGGACACAAAGGGGACCCGAGGGGACAUGGAGGGACCCAAGGGGACAUGGAGGGACCCAAGGGACACAAAGGGGACCCGAGGGGACAUGGAGGGACCCAGGGGGACAUGGAGGGGACCCAGGGGACACAGAGGGACCCAAGGGACACAGAGGGACCCAAGGGACACAAAGGGGACCCGGGGGUGACCCGGGUGACGCGGGUGGCCCCGUCCGUCCUCACCCUCCAGGUAGUUCCUGGCGAUGAACUUGAGGACCUCGUCCAGGAGGAUGACGGGGAAGGAGAUCUUGAGGACCACGAACCA
This is a messenger RNA of Tinamus guttatus (white-throated tinamou), 558 nucleotides long. The record is from RefSeq and is a predicted model, not a curated record. Lineage: Eukaryota; Metazoa; Chordata; Aves; Tinamiformes; Tinamidae.